This is a messenger RNA of Onychostruthus taczanowskii (white-rumped snowfinch), 7607 nucleotides long. RefSeq names its product ras-associated and pleckstrin homology domains-containing protein 1-like. The record is from RefSeq and is a predicted model, not a curated record. The transcript has a single exon. The coding region runs from base 32 to 1597 and encodes 521 amino acids. NCBI's taxonomy places the organism in Eukaryota, Metazoa, Chordata, Aves, Passeriformes, Passeridae.
CCCACCGCCGCCCCCCACACCGGGCUCGGCCAUGGCGCAGCUGAAGCCGGCACCUUGUGCCCCCUCUGUGCCACAGUUCACGCCACCGCCACCGCCCCCCAAGAUACAUCAGGUUCAACCAAAUAUAAGCCAGGCCGCUGUUGCCUCCUCGUUGCCACCACCGCCUCCUCCUGUGCCUGCCCCACCACCACCACAGGCACCCCCAAAGCCUGUCAUGGCAGCUUUGCCCCCUCAGUCUAGUGGGAAGGCAGCGUCACCAGGGGUCACACAUGUCACUCCCCCUGUGACUGCAGCCUUGCCCCUUGCAAUAAAGAAACAACCAAGUGUCACUUCUCCCCAGGUGCCUCCUCUGCCCCCAGCCCCUCCUGGCCCCACUCCCCCUGCAACAUUCCCAAAGCAGCAGAGUUUCUCAGUAAAGCCUCCUCCAUCCCCUCAGUCCCCAGUGCCGUCGGUGGUGAAGCAGAUAGUCAGCCAGUUCCCCCCGCCUCCCACGCCACCUGCCACUGAGACCCAGCCUCUGAAACCCCUUCCACUGAGUGUGGCUCCACAGUCACCUCCAGCAGUGAAGGCAAAGCCCAAAUGGCAGCCUGCUGCUGCUCCUUCACCAGAUUUCCCCCCUCCUCCACCAGAGAGCAGUUUAGUGUUUCCUCCUCCACCUCCUUCCCCAGCUUCCUCUGCAGGUUCUCCCCCGCCUGACAAAUCAGGGUCUCCAGUAAAAAAGGCCGGCAAGACAUCAAGCCCUGGAGGGAAGAAACCACCUCCAACGCCUCAACGCAAUUCCAGCAUCAAGUCCACAAGCUCUGCUGAGUACCAUGAGUCCAAGAGGCCUUCGGUGGACCGCCUUGUCAGCAAAUUUGCACACUCCCCAGAGCCGUCAGGAUCUCCUUCCAAGGAGUCAUCGCCUCCUCCAGCCCCUCCAAAGCCAGGAAAGCUCAACCUUUCUGGUGUGAGUCUGCCCAUUGUCCUUCCACAAGGUGGGAUCCCAGCCAAGGCUUCUGUUCCGAGUGUGUCUGGAAAGGAACCUGUGGUUGAAUUCCCUUCACCGCCAUCCGAUUCAGACUUCCCACCACCACCACCUGAAAUAGAUCUUCCUCCCCCUCCAGUAGAAAUUCCAUCUGUGUUUUCAGGCAGCACCUCCCCUAAAGUUGCUGUUGUAAAUCCCCAGCCACAGGCAUGGUCAAAACCAUCUGUGAAAAAAGCCCCGCCACCCACACGCCCCAAGCGGAACGACAGCACCCGACUGACGCAGGCAGAAGUUGCAGAGCCCCCAGGGUCAGCUGGCCCACAAGUGCCCACCUCACCCAAGUCCAGCCUUAGCGUUCAGCCGGGAUUCCUGGCAGACCUCAACCGGACGCUGCAGCGGAAAUCCAUCACCCGGCACGGCUCGCUCUCCUCCGCGCGGAUGUCCAGAACGGAGCCCACGGCCACCAUGGACGACAUGGCCCUGCCUCCACCCCCGCCAGAGCUGCUGGCUGACCAGCAGAAGACCAGCAGCUUUGGGGGCAGUCAUAUAUCUGGCUAUGCAACGUUACGGAGGGGGCCGCCCCCUGCACCCCCCAAAAGGGAUCAGAACACCAAGCUGUCACGGGACUGGUAGUCAGUCCCCAGGGCCAGUGCUCUCCAUGACUUGUGGGCUGCUCUGUGAUCGCCCAGCCCGUGAUCCCGUGCACGUGGAGAGGAUGUGGGGUUGUGGAUGAUAGCCCCGUUAAAAGAGGUGAUCUCAAACUGCAGCUAUGGCUAAAUGUAAAGACAUUCCCCUUUCAUGUCUAGGUUAAGAAAGAUGGGGGCUUAGGGGUGUUGAUACUGCAUUGGGAAAAGUGGAUAGAGAGGUGUUGGCUUCAUUCUUUCAGUUUCUUUUACCCUUCUUAGGGAUUGGACCAAACCCCCAUUUUCUUACUUUUUCUGCAUUUAGGGGAGGGGGAGGGAGAUAAUUUUUUGUAGUGUCUGUCCAUGUGAGACAUGUUUGUGCAUGUAUAAUAAGUGUAGGUAUAUAAUAUAUUGUGAUAUAUUUCGUCGCAAUUAUAGAAGAUAACCAGAAUGUUUUUGUAGAACCGUAUUUAUUGUUUCAGUCAGUAUAUUAUCUGGAAUCGGACUCUAACUGGUCAAAUCUUAUAAAGAUGGAGAUGUAGGGGGCACUUUAAAGAAAGGAAAUAAAAAACCCAAACCCACAAACUUCUCAGCAGUUUGUGGUGGGUAAAUUCUGCAAAGCUGAGGUGUUCGGCUGGUAACUGUACGUUGUCCAUUGAUUGAAAAGUACAGAUGCAACAUACCAAAACAUUCUGGUCAUAAUACUACUGAAAAUGAGUAUGUUCAGAGGAAGGAAAUAGAUUUUAUAUAUAGUGGGCUGGAGUGAAAUAUAUUUAUACUAUAAAGAGCCUCCCCCUCCUUUCAAAUAGUUUAAAAAUGUACACUGAUAGAAAUUAUUUCAAACUUAUUUGUCCAUGCAGUUAAGUAGGAUAAAUGUAUAUUAUUCCAAACCAUUAUGCAUUCUAACUGAUAAUAGGCUCAAUCAUUUGUUUCUGUGGCUCAAGAUGAAUAUAUUUGUGUUAACCCCUUCCGAAAGCUGCCAGGACUCCUGCAAUCGAAAAUCCUGUCAACCCCCAAGGCUGACCCACGCCGAUCGGUGAGCUGUCCGUGUAACUCUUACCCUGAAUGAACAGGUAGGUUUCUGUGGAAAGUGGUGUGUGCUCACACAGGCAUGCACAGCAUCCAGUCUCACCUGGUCUGGGCCUGGUAAGAUGUAGUGUCUUACAAAAACAAGCGUCUGGAAAUUCGUGAAAAAAGUAUUGUUUGUAAUGGAUUGGAAAUGGCCAGGAAACUUUCCCUUCUGGAAAGAGAGAAGGGAGCAGCAAUUUCAGGACAAGCAGAGUAGGAAUUCUCUGUUUUCUGUGACUUGCCAGAGACUGUGACCAGUGCAUUAACCUGUUUAUUACGAAGUUGCACUUCUAGCAGUCAAGGAAGAAGACUGGAAAUAAAACAACCUUAAAGAGGCAAUAACAUUUGCUAAGAAUUUCAUCUAAGGGCCCAUAUAAGUAGAAAAUAGACUGUUGGUUUGCUUGGUUUUUUGUUAGUCACAAAUUUACAAUUGGUCACCACAUCAAGCAUGACAGUCCUUGUGAUAAGGUAGUGUAAGUGGUCUUAUGUGUCACUGCACAUUCCUUGCAGGGUGGUGGGAGACAGCCUUUGUAAAACAGCUAAAAUACUUGGACUGUAACUACCCCAUCUUCAGCUGUUACAGCUUCCCUUGUUCAGCAUGGGGAUAUUGUUGAUAUAUAGUGUCAAUAGGCUCAUAGGGCAAAUAAUUACACUGUUUGCCUACUUUUUCUCCAAAAGCAAACUUUAAACGCUUUCUUUUUCCCAAAGAAUGAAACAAAGACAGCAGCUUGACCUGGCAGUAUCUGCACAUGUGUAAAACCAAUAUAAACUAAUCUCUCCUUAAAGUAAUUUAGGAUGAUAUUUAAGAAAUAUUGUGACAGUAUCCCCCAUUCCUUUUUUAUAAAGUUUUUUUUUUAAAGUCCAAAUCAUGAAAUAAAUGUCUUUGUGAAUAUUUUAUGAAUAGGAAAAAAAGUUUUGCUAAUUUGAGGUGGAAAAUUACACAUCUAUAACUAUAUAGUUUUAAAUAAGUGCAUCAUGAAAAGAGAAAAAUUAGUGGUGCUGUCUCUGCUGAACUGUUUCAUAUGAUUUUUUAAAAAUCUGUUUCAGCACCUCUGGAAAUUGUUUUAAUAUUUCAGACUAGAUUUUUUGAGCAAUAAAAGUAUAUACCAUUAUGUGCAUUUUUAAAGCACUGCUAUGGAAAGGCACUUUUUUGUAUCUUUCAAAUUGUUCACCAAGUUCUGUUUCUACUAUUUUUGUGCUUACAAAGUGUCCUUAAAAGCAUUUGCAUUGUUGAUUUUAAGCAUGCUCAGUGUAGCUGGUGACUAACUUCCCAGGAGGGUUGCUGAGCUAUACUGCAGUUCAUGGGUGCUGUAAUUUUCACGUUGGUCCUCCUGCUGCUGUGUCCUGUGCGCAGCUCCUGGAGCUCAGGCACACCAGAGGGCAAAAGGUGCUCGCUGCAGCUGGAACUGCUGGGCCCUUAGCCAUGAAAGGGAAGUGGGCACAUUCUCCUGCUCCUGGCACGAUGCACCUGGGCUGCUGCAGCAUGUGCUCCCAGGUGAGAGCAGUCAGGGAAUUCUGCUUGCCCCACCUGCCUUUCUUUUCACCAGGACAGCCUCACUGGUGUGUGUCAGUUCCAGCCCUUUUACUUUAGUUCACUCAGUGUGGGUACCUCUGGGCUUUGGAUUCAGCACAUCAAUGUUUUCAGUGCAAUUUCUUCAGAGGCAUUUCAGCUUUGUUCUCGUUUUCCUGUGUCCACAUUUAUUUCCCCAUUAUCUCUCCCUAGACAAUUAAUCCAUGCUUACUACUGCAGGCUACCCACAGCUUGCUGGGAGACAGCUAUAGAACUCAAAAGUCUGCAGCAAAAAGAAUGAAUGUCAGCAAAGGUGGCACCCUGUAUUCCUUCUACUUACAGUUUACUUCUUCAGGCAGUAGUGAUCCAGUGAGAGGCUCUGGCUUUCUUUCUGUCAGCUGAGCAUGGAAAUUUGGCUAUAGUGUGGUUCAGACAACCUGGUUGUCUUUUCAGGUUAUGAGAUACACCCCCCACUGUAACUUGCUUUUCCAGUAUAUAUGUACAUACAUUUUAUGACAGUGAGUAUUUGCACCUUAUUUUGCAAGAUGUUUUCUCCAUGUGCAGUCAUCUCAUAAUUGCACCAUAAUAUUUAUUAGAAAAUUAAGGGUCUGGAUUUCAGACACCAGGAAGAGGCUUCCUGCUACAACUAUGGGCAGGAAUACUUUUGGCAGUUUUAAAAUGGGCAUGUGAAGGCUGAGUGUUCAUACUCCAGACACAAAAAUGCUUUGAUCCCAAACUACACAGAGUGUACGGCUGGAGUUGCAUUCCAUGAGGCACAGGCUGGCCACUUGUUAAGGUGGGUGUCAGGGGACUCUGCUGCUGCAGGGGCACUUGAGAGGGCUCAGCUGUGUUCAUUAAUCUUUUCCACAUUUGUUCUUCAUUUCCUCUCUGCUAUGCAGCAUAGCAUCCACCUCUGAGUACCAGAGCCCUGUUCAGCCAGGUGUCUGUGCCCCCAGCCCAGGUGGAGAAAGCAGGGAGCUGCUCUCAGAUGCUUACAUCACCUUUCAGGUGCUGGGGAGUUACUUUGAAAGGAAAAACUAGGCUCUUCUAGCAGCACUAAACUUAGAUGAGAAAUUACUUUUAAAACUAAAAAAAACCCACAGGUUUCCAUAGGUAACCAUGAUUCAGGUGGCUAUGCUAGGGGUCCCUGUUUAGUCUUUUAACACCUGUAGCUGGGAGAGGAAGUUAGGCACAAGUGCCUGAAUCAUUCUCUUAUUUUCUACAGAAGAGGAAGUUUCCUGCUUCACCCUGCACGGUGGUUUCCUCCUGCGGCAAACCACCUCCGAGUGCUCUGACUUGGUAAUGACCUCAAAGCCAAAGAGCUCCUCUCCUGAGCUUACUCUGCCCUUGUCUGCAGGGCAACAGUGAGGGACACAUCAGGGACACAAAGUGCUGGUACCUGGAUUGUUUGGUUUCAGGUCUGAGGGGAGAGGAUGCAGUUUUUUCAACAAGUGCAUUUUAACAUGAACUGUUCUGGGCUUGCCCAUUUAAAGGUUUUCUAAUUCCUUCUUUCUGUGCCCUUAGGCAACCAGAUAAAUUAUAUCAGCUCGGAGAUAAAGUGUGGCCAGUCUUCCUCUCAGUUAAAUUUCUUUUUUUCCACAGUUUAAGGAACCAAAAGUGCCAUUUCAACAGCAGAAGGGCAAAAAGAAAUUUUCUGCUUUUUACAGAAAACAGCAUAGAACCAAAUUUGUUUUGCUACAGUGGUACUAUCACAGGAAUAUUUGUUUCUUAUUCAAAAUAAGAUUAUAAGUGGGUCAUAAUAUGAGUAUUAUUUCAACUAGUGUCAUGUUGCACUCCAGAAAAGCAGUAUGAAUUCCUGGCAGAAGGUAGUGAGGAUGAAGCCAGAACAUGCGAGUUUGGUUGGUUACUGGGUUUUUAUUUUCCUUGUAGCAUUACUAAGGUGUAGAUUACAUACUGAGUCACAGCGCUCCUCAGUUGCAGGUGAGUCUUACUACUUUGGGGCCCAUUUGUGGCACCUGGUGUUGAGCUCUGUGGUCAUUCCCUUGCACCACUGGGGCGGACUCCGAACCAGAGAGCAUUUAACACUACAAGGGAUAGUUUCAUGUGGAUUUUUUUUGCCACAUGCUGGUGGGGUUUUAAGCUUUAUUUUGGAAUUCUGAGUUUGUCUAAGCUGAGUAAUUUUCCUUUCUGAAUUUUCUUUCCUUCAUAUAACAAAUUCCUGUGAAGGGGCAAAAAAAGAAAACCAAACCAGGGUUUUGUUGCAGGGGCAGCACUCACUAAUACUGUGACACAGGCUUGGUCUAGUUGUGAGAAGUUUAAGACACUAAACUGCAAAUGAGAUGAAAAACACACGCUAAGACAGCACCACGUAAAUUACUCUAAUUAAUUGCUGCUAACCAGCCACAGGGGAAAUAGUGACUUGGGUAAUGAUCAUUUGGUGCUCUGAGGCACUCGGUAGGGCAAGGACUCAGAGAGCUCUCUGUCAGCAGAUGGAUCUUGGGUAAAGGGGAGUUAGAGAAGGUAGAAGACUUGGAGGAACACAAACUAGUGCUGUGGAAAUGAAUGAGAAGGACCUUCAGUAACAGAUUGUGGACACUUAUUUAAAUGCUUGAAGGCAACUUGUCUUUUAGGAGCUUUUGGAACUCAACCGUUUGCUGCAGUGGAAAAUAAUUUCCUUCCAGCUUUCCCAAGAUGCCAAAGAUGCAUUCUGAGCUAAAUUCCAGGUAUGCAGAUGUGUGUACACCUGUCUCCUGUUGCCAGGGGUCUCAUACUGCUGAUCCUCUAGCACACUGUCUAGUGAGAGAACAGGGUGCCACUCUCAGAUGUUGUCUGUCCCUUGCCUUUAACCAACACCGGGAACUGGGUAUGCACUUGCAAAGGACAGUUUAACAAACAAAGCUGUGCCCAUGGCACCCUGCUGGCUGAUUUGGUGCAGCACAAUAACGCUUGUACUUCUAAAAGAAAAACUAAAUGUUUUGUCAUAAGUUUUAAUUGCAAAUCUUAGGCCUCCUAGUGGACUGCAGUGGACCAGAAAUGAACUGGAGGAGCAGUUUGGUUUAUGGCUUACACUAAUUGUUACCAGUCACUGGGAAUAUUCUGUAUAAUACUGGAGAUGCAAGUGUAAGAAGUGUCAUUGCAAUGAUGAUUUGUCUGUGCGGCAAACUUGUGCUGAGUGCUGUAAAUACAUUCAUGUUUACUGCUUUAAAAAGAAAAUUGCACAUUUUAUCUUUCAAUGGGAUUGCCUCCCCUCUUCUUCCCUUUCCAAACAGAAAAAAAAAAUUUAAAAAAUCAAAGCUCUUUUAGACUGAUAGCAUCAGGUUGUGGGGAGCUUUGCCAUAUUAUAAAUAUAUAUAAAUAUAUGUAUAAAUAUACUUUUUUAAGCAUGAGAGAGGACAAAAGAAAUACUACGUUAUAGAGUACCCAAUAUAGCUCAUUAUACAAUGGAAUAUGCACAAUUCAAUAAAGAUGUAGUUAAAUUUAA